AUGGCUUCGUUUGGGGAUGCGACCAUGCCCUCGACGCGCCGGACACGCAAGUCCAUCGGGGCGACCGAUUCAAGGAAGAAUGGUGACAAAGAGAAUGCGACGAUCGACGUGGGUAGUACUCUUGCGGAGAGUCGCAAGAAGUCGCGAAGCAAGAGUAUUGGCCCGGGUGGCUUGGACGCACUCAAGAACGCAAAUGGGAACCGCAGAGCUUCCCUUGCAGUGCCUUCACGGCCUCCGCCCCGAUCUAUCUUGAAGCCUACGGUACCGCUGCUGCCCGAGAUCCCGCCGCACCGAAAGCGCGGAGCAGAUCUCAUUGACCUUGGCCCACCGCGUUCGAGCACCCCGACAACCACAGGCAGCGCUGACCUCACGGGGUCCGAAUCCAAGAUCGCUCUGCGCACGGAGGAGGAACAGCAGGCGGCGGCAAAGGAGCGGGCCGAACGAGAUCGCAGAGAUGCCCGGCGCAAGUCUCUUGCGAAUCGUCGCGUGUCUUUCGCAGCGGAAGCUACCCUUCACACAUUCCACGAGAUCGAGUUCAACCAAGAGUCGACAUCGUCAACAGGUUCGACGCGUCGCAGAUCCUCCGCCGCAGGCCCAACCAGCGAAGAGCCGCCGAAUCGCCCGUCAACACCGCAGGAACAAGAGGAUGACGUUGUCCCACAGUCGCCAGACAAUCAGCGAGAACUGCAUCAGAAGAAACGCAGGAGAAGCUCCACUGCUCCCCUGAUGGAGUUCACAGACAAUGAAGAAGAUACCAUGGCUACCGGGUUCAGUUCCGACUCAGAGCCAGCAGAUGCUGUGGAGGAGGUUGCCGAUGAAGAUGAAGAUGAAGCUUCAGAUUCCGACAGUGACUCUGACAACGACGGCACAAUGAUGACAGUCGACGAUCACGAAGUCACCGGUGCCUCGGUUAUGUCUGGGCGCACCACUGCAACGGAUGAUGAUCAGGACACUCUAGACGAAGCACUUCGAACAGCCGCACGACAGGCUGGUACCCAACGGUCCGGCUUUGAUGACAGUGACGACGAAGAAGUGAUUCCUUCUUUUGGAUGGAUCAAGAAGGACAAACCUCAACCAGAGGCAGGUUCUACUCAGAGCGACCCUACGCCCCCUUCACUUUUCCGAAACAGUCCUCCUGCGGAUGACGAAGAGGGUGAUGCGGACAUGGACAUGGAUAUGGACAUCACAUCUGCCGUCGGAGGUAUCUUCAACAACAAGACAUCUCAAAACAUCGAACCCGACGAAGAAAUGUCCAUGGAUGUCACUCGUGUAUUGGGAGGCAUCUUGUCGAAGAGCAAUAUCAGCAAGACGGCAUUGGUUGAAACAGUGUCAGAUGAUCAGACCAUGGAGUUCACCACGGCGGUUGGAGGCAUUCAGAAAUCCAACGCCAACGGCCAUGACGACGAGAAUGAUGAUGAGGACAUGUCAAUGGAAUUCACUAGUGCGAUUGGUGGUCUGCUACCGACACACACAAAGAGUGACGCGACGCAGAAGCGCCGGAGAACGCUGACCUCCCGCAACAAACCGGAGGAUUCAACCAUGGACAUGGACAUGACCAUCGGGGUCGGCAAGAUCCUCCACACUGCAGACAAGACACGCCCUGAGGACCAGACCAUGGGCAUGGAUAUGACCAUUCCUUUCGGCCGCAUCCUCUCAACAGAAGAUGAGCCUGUGGAGGAAGAGGAAGCAACCGCGGGAAUGGAUAUAACUGUCCCUUUCGGCAAGAUACUGCCCACAGCAAACCGAUUGCCUGAACAGGACGAGGCGACCAUGGGGAUGGAUAUGACUGUUCCUGUCGGUCGUAUCUUACCGUCUUCCCCAGUAUCAGAACAAGAAGAAGUCACAGCGGGUAUGGAGAUGACACUGGCUGUCGGAGGCAUCAUCAGAGCGCCCCAGUCCCCCGAGGCUCGGGUUGCUGCCAAGAAACUUAUGGAAGCGGAAGUAAACAAACCAGACACACCUACCAAGUCUAUGUCAGCCAAGCCUGCAUCGCCCACUAAGAAGCUUGUCGCCUCCGUCAAGAAGCACACAGCCCCAGCAUCUGAUGCCCAAAGCAGCCCUGGGUUCAACCCUUUCCAAGGCAGGGGUCUUCGCCAAAGCAUGCCUCACGCAGGCACCAACUCAUUAUCACCGGCCCGAAGUAGAACCCCUAGCCCUCCGAAGUCUGCGGUCCCUCCUCAUGCUGUCGCCGAGACCCCACUUGACAGUUCGCCUGUUAAGACGCCGCAAUCAGUCAAGAGGCGAGGCCGCUCCCAGUCGCCCGUCAGGAAGCCUGCCACUCCGUCUCCCGCGAAGGCUAUCAGUCGUUUGAACGUAUUCCAGCAGGAUCCUGCCACCGGCGCAAGGACCCCUACAGUGAUCCUUACUCCCCAAACCCGCAGGCACUCCGGAAUCGGCGCAGACAAGCCUGGACUGGGAUCACCUCGAGUUGCCGCCCUUUUGGACCGCAGAGGCUCCCUUGGCGAGACGGUUAAGCAGUUUGUGCCCGGCAAGGCCCGUGGGGUUACCUUUGGGGAUCCACAGGUUAUCCAAGACGAAAUCGACAGAGACCGCCAGGAAGAAGAGGACAAGGAAAAUGGUCGCAGCAUCCUCGAGCGCGAAGCUGAUGGUGGCGAGAACGAGAAAGACGCGACUCUGAAUCUAAGGGAAAUGAUUGAGAGCUUGAGCCCGAAGAAGAAGCGCAUGCAAAGUCGCAAGAGCCUUCAUGUCGGGAGCGCAAGAGGAUUGCUUGGAAAGCGGCCGGCGGAGCUUGAUGAUGAGGAGGAUGGCGAGGACCAUGAUGGCGUCAAGAGGCUCAAAGGUCACCAAGGCAGCCCCGUCAAAAAUGUCAAACUGCAACAGCCACCCAGUAAGGCAGAAACCACUGGUCGCAGGUUGACUCGAUCAGCCAGCAAGAGUGUGGAGGAAGCCGGCGAGCCCAAGGCAACCCCUACUCAUUCCGAGUCCCCCCACAAGCUGGCGACUUCGGCCAAGUCACCAAAAGCCCACGGUCGUUUCAAAGACAUCGAAGAAGACACUAUGUCUCAGCCGAUGAAUCUUGACGGUUCCCCUGUUCGGGACGAGAACGAACUCAUCAGCGAACAGCCGGAGGAGCGUAUUCACCUGCAGGAUUUCCUGAACAUGACGUCGAUCCGUUUCAUGGAGUUGACAACAACCAAACGACGACACACCCAGGCCCCAGACAUGUUCAAGGAUGGACUGCUGGGCGGCAAAGAUGACAUGUCCCUGGAGCGCUGCGUCGUAGCUGGUGCUUGCACGGUGCCAAUGCUUGAACUUUACCAGCACUCCUGCCGCGAGCUGAAGAAGUACAUCUCCGAGGGUCGCAGGAUCGUUCGAGAGAUCGAAUCGGAGACAUUCGAAGAAAACCCGCCGCUGUUUCGGGAGUACAUGUCCGCUUCGCCCGACUUCAAGAACAUUCUCGACAAUCAAUUCAAGAACGGCAAGACUCAUGCUCGUCUCGAGAGCAAGGCCAUGUGGUACGAGUGGCGCAUGAAGCUCCAGGAGGGGUUGAGAGAGGGCCUCGUCAGGAUUUCCGAAGGCAUGGCCGUUGAUGAAAAGGUUCUGCACCAACAGCAAAAGCUACUGUCCUCUGUCUUACCUGCCAUUGCGUCGCGCUUCACCUCUCUUCACCAAGAGCACCAGAACCUGCAAGCCGUUGCAGAAGAGCUUGCUGACUGCGACCCGGAAGAGCUCGAGGCCGCCAGGUCUGACUUGGCCAACCUCGAGACUGAUGUCGAAGAGAAGACCCGGCGUAUUUCCGAGCUCCGCCGGCAGUUGGAGGAGGCAGAACAAGGCAUCGAGGAACUGAUGCAGGAGAAGCAGCAGUGCCACGAGGACAUUAAGGAAGCGGAGAAGAUUCGCGAGGAAUGUCGGGGCUGGUCGAUUAGCGAGAUCAGUGCGCUCAAGGGUGAGUCUCAGCCCCCAAUUGCGAUGGAAUACCGGACCCACAUGACUAACAUGCCUGCAGCGCGAGUGGAUUCUCUUGAAAAGCAGCAUGGCUGGGCGGUGACCGGGGUCUCCGGGAGCACCAUCUCGAUGACAUACCGACGCGAAAUCGAGCUGGUGUUUGACAUGGCCUCUUUCCAGCACGAGCAGAAGAACUCACGGAUCGACUUGUGGUACAUUGCCACAAACCGCGAGACCAAUCCUGCGCCGUCGACACCGGAGAAGGAGUUUUUCCUACAGUGUAUUCGGGACCACAUCCGAGGACUGCCGCAGAGCCGCACUAAAAUUGCGGAUCUCCUCCACUGGGUUCGUGCGGCGUGGGACAAGGCUAAUUGCACCUCGAACCACAUCCGCCAGCUCAACAUCACGUUUCCCACGGCUGUCUCCAGGACCUCGGACUCAUCCAUUGCUGUUAAGUCGUCUCUCCUUCUGCCACCCAUCGCGACCAAGGUAGAGGUUGCUCUGGAGAUCCGUGGUUCGAGCAGAACGGAUGGGGUCGAGUUCGCCCUGCAUCCUGAAGCGAAGGUUAUCUAUGGAGAGCACUUCAACACUGGGAAGAUGGGAGAGUUCUUGGCGACUCACCUGGGGGGAGAUGCAUUCUCUCUAGUUGAGGGUGCCCCUUCGUGGAGCGCUGUGGUUGUCGACCUUCACGAGAGGCUUCUGGCGAGGGGCAGGAAGUAG
Messenger RNA from Colletotrichum higginsianum IMI 349063, 4626 nucleotides. Its product is annotated as Spc7 kinetochore protein. The record is from RefSeq and is a predicted model, not a curated record. The transcript is spliced from 2 exons. NCBI's taxonomy places the organism in Eukaryota, Fungi, Ascomycota, Sordariomycetes, Glomerellales, Glomerellaceae. Gene Ontology annotation, biological process: protein localization to kinetochore; mitotic spindle assembly checkpoint signaling; mitotic sister chromatid biorientation. Bases 1 to 4626 code for a protein of 1541 amino acids.